Molecule: messenger RNA, 894 nt
Organism: Dovyalis caffra
Lineage: Eukaryota; Viridiplantae; Streptophyta; Magnoliopsida; Malpighiales; Salicaceae
Source: the annotation of a GenBank genome assembly
AUGGCGAAAAUGUGCGUUCAACUUCUAAAGCCAAAUGAUUAUAUAUAUGUUUCGGGUCAUUUAGAAUCUUACUCCAAGGUUGAUAGGACUGGAAAUCCAAUGUCCCGUUAUAAGAUAAUUGCAAAUGAAUUGCAUUACAUUGCACAACAUAAUCAACGGCCAGACAGCCAAAGCCCUGAGGAACCAGAGUCUGGAACCUGCCAAAACCAGGAAGAAUCAGAGUCGGAAGCUCGCCAAAGCCCUGAGGAAUCAGAGUUGGAAGCUCGGCAAAGCCUUGAGGAAUCAGAGUUGGAAGCUUGCCAAAACCCUGAGGAAUCAAAUUUGGAGACCUGCCAAAAAUUCAAGGAAACAGAACCAGAUGCCUGCCAAAAAUACAUAGAGCCACAUUCAGGAGCUGAAACUGGCAUGGAAAAGGACAAAAGCGACCUUUGCUUAUGGAAAGUGUUUUUCAGCAGCCCAGAUGAGUGGUGGGACAACAGGAAAAACAAGAAAAUUCCAGAGUUACCCGAUUUUAAGCACAAGACUAGUGGUUAUGCUCUUUGGUUGAGUCCAAAUGAUCCCCCAUGGAUCAAAAGAAAGCUUCAGUUUUUAGAUUGGAAAAUGGGAGAACGUUGUGAAGAGGACAGACACAAAAAUCGCCUUUACUUGUGGCAAGUGUUCUUCACCAGCCCACAUGAAUGGUGGGAUAACCGGAAUAAUAAGAAAAAUCCACGGUCUCCAGAUUUCAAGCACAAGGAUACCGGUGAAGCUCUUUGGUUGAGCCCAAAUGAUCCCCUGUGGAACCUUGAAAGAGGAACGGGUAUGGGAAUGGAGAUUUACCGCAGGAGAGCUAUGUGCUUGCAUUUCUUAUACCUCUUGUGUUCUGGUGUAUAUAAGGUAAAUACUAGGCUUUAA